AGGUACAUAUUUUUUGCUUUUUAUUUCGAAUUCUCUCUCUCGUGGAGGUUUUGGGUUUCAAGAAUUAAGUUUAUUUUGACAGGAAAACGUUGGGUUUUGGGAUUUGAAAGGUGGGUUUUUUAGAUCGACUGACUUCGACUGCGUUGGGUCUUCAGGAAGUUUCUCUAAUUCACAGAUUGUUCUCCUAUAAUUUAUAUUGUGUGGACUUGGCUUGUGGAUUUGAUAGUGCUAGCAAGAACAGCUUUCAUCACGUAAGAAGUUGAGGACAUGCCUUUCCAAAAAAGAAAAAAAACAAAAGGGUUUUUUUUUCUUCCUUCCCUUCCCUAUCAAACUUCAGACUUCCUUUCUCUUCUACCUUCUGUUUGCUUUUGGGUUUAGAUGGGUCGGUGAUGGUUGCCAGUGUCUGAUGGCGAUUGCUGGCGCCGGAGAGGGGGAGCGCAAGUGGCAUGAAUUAAACAUAUUGAGGAGUUUCCACCUAAUUCUGUGGGAGAAGAAACUGAAGGAAGUAAAAGUAAAUGGAUUUUAUCAAAAUUGGAAAAGAAACUGAGAAAAGAGGAAUUAAUAAAAGCAAGGGAUUCCACAGCUUCAGGUAUACAUAGAACCAAGCUAUCUCAGAUCUAGACUAACUCUGGUUAUUCAUUAAUUUUGAUUUGCCAUGAAUGAUUUACAUUGUUGAAAUGGCAGCAUGUUUUCAUUUUUAUUUGUUUAGAUCAUUGGUAGCUGAUUGUUCUCUCCAUAUGAUUUUUGACUGUUUUGUUCUGAAAUUCAUAUGGUUCUAAUUGAGUCUUUUUUGUAUUGUUUUUUAUUUUAACUUUGAAAGCUUUCUUUUUUUAUAGUUAGAUCAUAUGCUGCAGUAUUAUGGAUUCAUUUUGAUUUGGUUUGUGACUUUAUAUGUUGCCUGAACUAAUUUUAGGCACCUUGGUUGAAUCCAUACUGAUUGGGUCUUGCAUUUACUCAUCCAUGUGUAUUUGUGCUCAAUGUUACCCAAGACUUAAUCUCAUUCAUGGUUUAGAGUUCAGUUAAGUAAGUAUUAAUUUUAUAAGCCCUGGAGUGGUCUAAAGGGCAGAAUUGAUUGGCUUGAUUGCUUACAAGUUUGCCAACUUUUUUUAUACAUGUUUGCAAUUCAUCUCAAAUUGAUUUUGGGUAGUGUUUCUUUAUGGAAAUUUUUCAUGGCUGAUUUUGCCAACUGCAUUGAGCUGCAGCCAGAGGUGAUUUAUACAUGCCAUUAAGAAAUUGCAGAGGCUUAUUCUUUCUUUCCACAGUUAGGAUAGUUAAAAGCAUGUUUGCAAGUUGUAGGGUGUAAACCAAAUUCUUUGGAUUAAUUCAGUUUUGUUUCUUUUCUUGAUGUUGCUUAAGUGGUUAAAGUUGCUAAAUUGAUGGUUGUUUGUCUUUCUUUGUUGUUACUUGGUUUUAGUACAGGUUCUAAAGGGAAUCAAACCGAUGGUAAGAGGUAAAGGGGAGAUGGUGAUGUAGGUGGUGGAAGAGGUAUUUUGUUUUUAUCAGCCUCUAUCAUCUCCUUUCUCAAUGUCCCCCAUUUCUUCUU
This is a messenger RNA of Rubroshorea leprosula, 1543 nucleotides long. The record is from the annotation of a GenBank genome assembly. Lineage: Eukaryota; Viridiplantae; Streptophyta; Magnoliopsida; Malvales; Dipterocarpaceae.